AUGUUCGCCAUCUUCGGCAAGGAUCAGCAGCUCACCAUGCUCAUGUGCAGCAACUUGCAGGAAUGUCUCGAUCACAGAAUGGCGCGUCAGCUGGAGAGCAAACCUCUACCCUCGAUGGCAGGACAGAGCAGAGCGAUGAAGCACUACGAAUCGGACGAGGGAGAGAACACCUUUAGAAGCACGGGCGGCAAGAAGUCGAGCUUCAACUCCUUCAUUUGA
This is a messenger RNA of Guillardia theta CCMP2712, 219 nucleotides long. RefSeq lists its product as hypothetical. The transcript has 5 exons. NCBI's taxonomy places the organism in Eukaryota, Cryptophyceae, Pyrenomonadales, Geminigeraceae. Bases 1 to 219 code for a protein of 72 amino acids. The record is from RefSeq and is a predicted model, not a curated record.